This is a messenger RNA of Erinaceus europaeus (western European hedgehog), 954 nucleotides long. RefSeq names its product olfactory receptor 10C1-like. Gene Ontology annotation, molecular function: olfactory receptor activity; G protein-coupled receptor activity. Gene Ontology annotation, biological process: G protein-coupled receptor signaling pathway. Gene Ontology annotation, cellular component: membrane. The transcript has a single exon. Lineage: Eukaryota; Metazoa; Chordata; Mammalia; Eulipotyphla; Erinaceidae. The record is from RefSeq and is a predicted model, not a curated record. Bases 4 to 954 code for a protein of 316 amino acids.
GACAUGAGCCUCAAUUGUUCCUUGUGGCAGGAGAACAGCCUGUCUGUCAAACACUUUGUAUUUGCCAAAUUCUCUGAGGUGACUGAACAGUGUUUCCUUUUAUUUACACUUAUCCUACUCAUGUUCUUAGCUUCACUGACAGGCAAUGGUCUCAUAGCUCUUGCCAUCUGGACCAACCCAGUCCUCCACACUCCCAUGUAUUUCUUCCUGGCUAAUUUGUCUCUCUUGGAGAUUGGCUACACUUGUUCCGUCAUACCCAAGAUGCUGCAGAGCCUUGUGAGUGAGGCCAGAGGAAUCUCUCGGGAAGGUUGUGCUACACAGAUGUUUUUCUUCACACUGUUUGCUAUUAGUGAGUGUUGCCUGUUGGCAGCUAUGGCUUUUGACCGCUACAUGGCCAUAUGCUCUCCACUUCACUAUGCAACACGAAUGAGUCGUGCAGUGUGCUCAUACCUGGCAAUGGUUUCUUGGGGAGUGGGGUGUUUGGUAGGCUUGGGCCAGACUAACUAUAUUUUCUCCUUGGAUUUCUGUGGCCCCUGUGAAAUAAACCACUUCUUCUGUGACCUACCCCCUAUCCUGGCACUUGCCUGUGGGGACACAUCCCAUAAUGAAGCUGCAGUUUUUGUUGUGGCCAUCCUCUGCAUUUCCAGCCCAUUUUUACUUAUCAUUGCUUCCUACUGCAGAAUUCUGGCAGCUGUGUUGAUCAUGCCCUCCCCUGAAGGCCGCAGGAAAGCUCUCUCCACCUGUUCUUCUCAUCUACUUGUGGUAACACUGUUCUAUGGCUCAGGGUCUGUGACCUACUUGAGGCCCAAGGCAAGUCAUUCUCCAGGAACAGACAAACUCCUAGCCCUCUUCUAUACUGUGGUAACCUCCAUGCUCAACCCCAUCAUCUACAGUUUGAGGAACAAAGAAGUCAAGGCAGCUCUCCGGAAGACUCUGGGCAAGAAGAAGUUUUGA